GAAACGAUGGGAAACGUCAGAACGUCACAAAACAUCACAUUCUGCACGUAUAUAUUUUUUUAACCUUAAUUCUGUAAAAAAAAAAAAAAACUAACUAAAUGUCUUCUAAAAUGCUCUCUCUCUCUUGUUGACAUAUACAUAUAUUUAUAUAUAUAUAUAUACGUGUGUAGAAAAUUUGUAAUGUCGAUGAAAUAUAUUGAUGAAUGAGGGUGAAAAAUAGUAAAUUUAUAGAAUAUGUAAUGAUUUUAGAGACUUGUUUUUUUUCACGUUCGUAGUAGACAAUCAUUGCUGCUAUAUUUAGCGUUUGUGUUGCUGCUCAAUGAUGUCGUCGCCUGCGUUUGCAGAAAAUGUGUGAACCUCUCACACAAAUGGUGAAAUGUAGACUUGCAAUUUUUUUUUUUGAUGACGAUGAUCUAAAAAGGGAUUUUUUUUUUUUUUAAUUUCAUGACCGUACGGUGAGUUUUAUUUAUUUGUCUUGAUUCACUGUGUUUUCCUUUUAGCUAUUUAUUAAAAGUGAAUUGAUUUCAUGAAUCCGGCCAAGCUUUUAUAUCGUCAUUGUAAACGUCUCAAUGAGACUGUAAUUUAUUAUUGUACUGUAUUCGGAUUUAAUUUGUCUUUGUGUUACUAAGUCCACCGUGAGUAUUUCGCCAUCAGCUGUGUAAACACAAAGAAAAUGUUUCAUUAUUUGGAAAUUGAUUUCGAGGAGAAGUUGAUCUCUGGGCAAUAACACUUCCAACUUUCCAAUUACCAUUAUUGCUGCAGGUUUGAUGGAAUUAAUCCCCCAAAUCGUGUUUGGGACCAAUUUUCCUUAUUGCAUUUGGGCCUGACUUUAUCACACAGGUGCACGAGCUCAUAUCUCAAAAGGCAAAGCUGUCGGCUUUGACGGUGAUCCAAAGAUGAUAAGAUCGCCGGUGCCGUGUCACGAGCGCAGUCUCUGUGGAUUCAGUCUUUCUCCUCACACUUUCAUUUCAUAGAGGGAGAAUGGAGAGCAACAACACUUCGUGGAGCUCCGUCCCCCAGCUGGUGACCGUCAUGCCCACUAUCUUCCCGCGGGUGGGCUACAGCAUCCUCUCCUUCCUCAUGUUCAUCAACACCUUGUUAUCAGUUUUUAACAAUGGGCUUGUCAUAACGGUGAUGCUGAAGAACCCGUCUCUUCUUCACCCGAUGAACACUUUCAUCCUCAGCCUGGCCGUGUCCGACCUCAUGAUAGGCCUUUGUGGAUCCUUGGUGGUCACCGUCACCAACUACCAGGGGUUCUUAUUCAUCGGCCACACGGCCUGUGUGUUCCAGGGCUUUGCCGUCAAUUAUUUUGGUCUGGUGUCUCUCUGCACUCUGACCAUGCUGGCCUACGAGCGCUACAACAUGGUAUGUAAGCCGAAGUUUGGCUUGAAGAUGAACAUGCGGCGCAGCGUCGUCGCGCUUGUGUUUGUCUGGGUCUUCUGUCUGUUCUGGGCCGUGGCUCCGUUAUUGGGAUGGAGCUCGUACGGCCCCGAGGGGGUCCAGACCUCCUGCUCCCUGGCCUGGGAGGAAAGAUCCUGGGGCAACUACAGCUAUCUCAUCCUCUACACACUCCUCUGCUUUAUAUUCCCCGUCAUAGUCAUCAUUUACUGCUACUCCAAAGUGCUCAUAUUCAUGAAAAAGAUCAACAAGAGUGUGGAGCUGCAGGGCGGCUGUUCCAGCAAAAAGGAAAAUGAUCAUGCCAUUAGCAUGGUCCUGGCCAUGAUCAUUGCCUUUUUUGUCUGCUGGCUGCCCUACACGGCACUGUCUGUGGUCGUGGUCAUCGACCCUGAGCUCUACAUCCCCCCGUUGGUGGCCACCAUGCCAAUGUACUUUGCCAAGACCAGCCCAGUCUAUAACCCCAUCAUCUACUUCCUCUCAAACAAACAGUUCCGUGAUUUGACAUUGGAAUUCCUGUCAUGUGGACAUUACAUUCCCCGUGCACCAACCGGAGUCAGCAUCAACCUGUGCCGCUUGAAGAGCAGGAAUCCUACUCCGCAACACAGGGUCACGCCUCUGUGACCUUUUCCUGCAGACGCCAAGGAACUGCUGAGCUACGGAUACAGA
Cynoglossus semilaevis (tongue sole) is the source of this 2064-nucleotide messenger RNA. RefSeq names its product parietopsin (gene parietopsin). The transcript is spliced from 4 exons. Gene Ontology annotation, biological process: visual perception; G protein-coupled receptor signaling pathway. Gene Ontology annotation, molecular function: G protein-coupled receptor activity. Gene Ontology annotation, cellular component: membrane. NCBI's taxonomy places the organism in Eukaryota, Metazoa, Chordata, Actinopteri, Pleuronectiformes, Cynoglossidae. The coding region runs from base 982 to 2019 and encodes 345 amino acids. The record is from RefSeq and is a predicted model, not a curated record.